AAAUGUUCAAAGUUGAAACAGCUGAUUUAAGUUUUACAAGAGAACAUUAAUUGUUAUUGUAUUAUCUGAGAGGUUUUUUUUUAUAUUGUUCUACGUUCUUGGAGUUUGCUAUCUGUAAUGUCAAAAGGAAAUACAAAUAUAAGCCUUUGGGAAAAAGGAAACCCUUCUAAUGUUAAUAAGAGAGAUGAACUCAUUGUGGAAGCGAUGCUAGCGGAAUGUAUUGCUAAUAAAGGAACAGACACUAGCAAAAAUGAUGAUAGAGAGAAAGAACUAACCAUGGCGGACAAUGUUGAUGAUGGCAUUUGUGACGCGCAAACUACAGUUUGCAAAACUACAAAAAAGAGAAUUUCCGACGAAAAGAAUACAAAGGUAUAUGGAUAUAUGAAGAAGAAGAUUUUGAAUCAUUUAGAGGAAAAUGGCUGCAGCAAAAAGGAAGUUGAAAAAGUAAUAGAAUCAUCAAAAUUUAACAAGGAAGCAGUUCUGGAAUAUAUGAAUCAGCGUAUACAAAUGGCCCAAAUGAAUGUACACGAAGAGUGUCAAUCUCUUAGUUUUACUAAUAUUGAAUCCUGGCUAGAGUUAUUUAAGAAAUGGCGCUUGCAGGAUUUUUGUCUGUAUGAACAAGCUAUGGUAAUCAACUCCAUAGCAAAUAACGAGGACUUGCCACCACCAGAGGAGUUAGAGGGUGUUGAUCUUAAAUCUGUUUACAGAUUUAUCGGAAAUGCGUUACUGGGCUUACCGCAGCCUAAAUUAGAUGAAAGAAGUGCAGAAUUUCUGGCAAAUGAAUUUGAGCUUCUUGUAGGGGAAGCUAACACUGAGGCUGGUGACAAGGAUACUCUUAGAAUUAGAGAACAAUUAAAAACCCACACAGAAUUACCAGGCUUUGUGCAAAUAGACAAAUGUAGCACUGACCCUUUAGGCCUUGGCGUUAUUAACUCAAAUCGAUAACGUUUUGAAAGAAUUUUUCUUACUCGUCGUUAAGUAUACUAUGUAAUUAUUUAAAAAAAAUAUAAACAUUCGAAAUAAAAGGCAGGCGUAUUAGUUUUCCACAUUUAUUACACACUCAAAUAUUAUUCAGUACUUUAAAGGAGUUGACAUAAAUUUGUAUGCUGGUUUUUAGUGUUUGUAUUAAUUAUAACGUCUCACAUACUUUCGAAGAAUACCAUUUUGUAAAACCACUUGUACAUGCUUUGCAAAUAUAUGUGAAAUAUUUAAUUUAAUAUAUAAUUUUUAAAUAAAAAUGUGUAUAAAAAUUACUUUUAAUUUGUAGUUGAUACUGUAAUAAUUUUUGUUUAUUUUCCUUAGCAUUAAUUACUCUGGAGCGAAUCGAUAUUUAGCAUAUUAGUAUUUUUUUUAGAAAUCGGUGUUAUAAAAUCAAAUUUUGCAUAAAUCAUGUACAAGCGUGUUUUCUGCAAUUUAUUCAACGAUUAGAAAUACAUAAAAAUUUAGUUUAAUUUGAUAAGUAAAUUCUUUUUCGAGAUUUUUAUUAGUUUGUAGUGUAAAAUUUAUUUAGAAAUUACAUUACUAGUUUUACGACUAAAUAUAAGUGUAUUUUUGUGGUAAA
Ceratitis capitata (Mediterranean fruit fly) is the source of this 1561-nucleotide messenger RNA. RefSeq lists its product as uncharacterized. The transcript has 6 exons. The coding region runs from base 118 to 945 and encodes 275 amino acids. Lineage: Eukaryota; Metazoa; Arthropoda; Insecta; Diptera; Tephritidae. The record is from RefSeq and is a predicted model, not a curated record.